Molecule: messenger RNA, 3342 nt
Organism: Lethenteron reissneri (Far Eastern brook lamprey)
Lineage: Eukaryota; Metazoa; Chordata; Hyperoartia; Petromyzontiformes; Petromyzontidae
Product: E3 ubiquitin/ISG15 ligase TRIM25-like
Molecular function (GO): zinc ion binding; protein binding
Source: RefSeq, a predicted model, not a curated record
CCCAGAGCCGAGACGGACACCCCGGCCGGGUGUGUUCCGGAAGGCUACGGGGCGUAAGAGCCCGUGUCAGUGUUGCUGAGUGGGUGUUAGUCACCCGAGUAGCUAAGUGGGUGUUAGUCACCCGUGUAGCUGAGUGGGUGUUAGUCACCCAAAUAGCUAAGUGGGUGUUAGUCACCCGUGUAGCUGAGUGGGUGUUAGUCACCCGAGUAGCUAAGUGGGUGUUAGUCACCCGUGUAACUGAGUGGGUGUUAGUCACCCGUGUAACUAUAAGUUGGUGAAAUAAAAGAGUGUGCUACCCGUGAAGUCGUCUCCCGCCGAGUUACUACUCUACACAUACAUAAGAGACACUAAACGUCAGCAGUAGAAUAAAAUGGCCGAGCGGUAAAAUGCACUGUGAGACAGCAGUGAGUCGAGACUGAAAAAUGGGUCCCUCUAAGCUCUGCAAUGUACGAGUGUGGCAUGGGAGUGUAUGUGUUGUGUAUGUAAGCCUUGUAAGGGAUGUCAGGGGUGGGAAUGGAGAUGGAUAGUGUCAACACAUUCCAGGGCGUGUCACGUGAUAUGAUAUAUAAAUAAAACCGAAAGUGUUUGUACCGCACUUCUCUUUCUCACAUUCACGAGGCUUGUUACUGUGUUUGCGUAUCAUACGCAGCCAGCUACUGUCGAGAUAGAGCCAGAGACUGCCUGAGCUACAGACAGAGACUGCCUGAGCUACAGACAGCGACUGCCUGAUCUGCAACCAGCGCCCUGUCUCUGAGUGGAGCCACAGGAUCAUGGCGAGUGCGGCUCCCAGUGGUAGCGAGGCUCUAGGGGAGUUGACCUGCCCCAUCUGCCUGGACGCCUUCCGCUGCCCCUGCACGCUCAGUUGCGGCCACUCGUUCUGCCUCAAGUGCGUGGAGGGCGCCUGGGAUGCGACUAAGUCCUUUUCCUGCCCACAGUGCCGAGUGACUUUCCUUCAGAGGCCCAAGCUGAGCAAGAACUUCACUCUCGCCAACCUGGUGGAGCAGCGCAGUGCUGCAGAGAAAAUAGCCACAGUGGUCUUGUGUGACUUCUGUAACGAUGGCACGACCGCUGCCUUAAAAACCUGCCUCAGGUGUGAUACCUCCUACUGUGUGACUCAUGUAAAGCCUCAUCAGGAGAACCCGAAGUUCAAGGACCACAUUCUGGUGGCUCCAGCCACGAAUCCUGAAGACCGCAAGUGCAAGACGCACAGAAAGGAGCUAGAGUUUUACUGCCGACAGGACAAGAGCUUGGUCUGCAUAACCUGCACCAUCGCAGGAGACCACAAGGGUCACGAUGUGGCUACGCUGGAGGAUGAGCACAAGACACGGGAGAAACAAGUGGGAGAGGAGACGCGGGCGGUGGAGGAGAAGAGGAGGGAGGCGGAGGAGUCCGUGAGGUGGAUGGAGGCCACUCGCAGGGACGUGCAGGGAUCGAUGACCGGGGUGAGGAAGCGAAUCAAUGGCGAGUUCGCCCACAUGAGAGCAGCUCUGGACGAGGACGAGAAGGCGGCUCUGGCUCGUGCGGCCAAGAAGGAGCGCGAGCUGCUGACCCAGAUCGAGAAGAACAUCGCUCACUACCAGCGCGAGAUCGGCGAGCUCCAGGCAGCAGCCGCUCGUCUGGAGGGCCUAGCGCAGGAGAGGGACUCGCUCGCCUUCCUGCAGGGAUCGAUGACCGGGGUGAGACAGCGAAUCAACGGCGAGUUCGCCCGCAUGAGAGCAGCUCUGGACGAGGACGAGAAGGCGGCUCUGGCUCGUGCAGCCAUGAAGGAGCGCGAGCUGCUGACCCAGAUCGAGAAGAACAUCGCUCACUACCAGCGCGAGAUCGGCGAGCUCCGGGCAGCAGCCGCUCGUCUGCAGGCCCUAGCGCAGGAGAGAGACUCGCUCGCCUUCCUGCAGGGGCACCUGGAAGAGACGUGCAGGAGAGGGCAGCCUAGAAAAGCUCCACCCUCAGCUCCCAACCAAGAGGACAUUGCCUCACUUAAAGGCAUCGAGGGAACUGUGGCCAAACUCAUGUACGGUUGCUCACCGACUCUGGACACAAACUCAGCUCAUAACCAGCUCCAGAUCUUCUCGGAUCUCAGGACGAUGACAGCGGUCUUUGCCUCCCAGGGUCGCCCCGAUCACCCACACCGGUUUGAUGGCUGUGCACAAGCCCUGUGCUGUGAGAGCUUCUCGUCGGGCCACCACUACUGGGAGGUGGACGUGGGGGACGCGCGGUGGUGGCGGGUUGGAGUCGCAUACGGGACGAUCCCACGGAAAGGGGAUGUUGCUGCACAGCUGCUGGGAGGGAGCGUCGCGUCCUGGUGUUUAGAGAAACGUGACGACAGCUUCUCAGUGGUUCAUGGUGUAGUGAAGACUGCACUGUCGGUGAGGGGGGCCCCCUCCCCCCGCAGAAUCGGGCUUCACCUGCACUGGGAGGGGGGGCUCCUGGCGUUUUACCGCGCCGACUCCAUGGAGGUGAUCCACGAGGUCCGGCAGAGAUUCUCGCAGCCUCUCUACCCUGGGAUGUUCGUGAAUUAUUAUAAUCAACCAUUGAAGAUCGUGGAUCUAAGUCGUGCAUCCUGAGGAUGAGGAGAGACAGAACGCCAAUAAACGGUGGAGAGGGGGAUGGUGAGGAGAGGGUGAAGUGAGGAUGAAGGGAAGGUGGAACGGAGGGUGAGGUAAGGUUCAAGUUCAUGUAUUAGGUAUAGCCCUGUGAGCCAUUCGGCUCUUGAAUCGGGUGCAACCGCAACAAACAGAAAACAAACAAAAUUAACAAAAACAUCUUAAAGUGAAUAUGUGACUGAGUGCAAACAGAAAUCCAAGAAAAGACAGCAAAAUAUUGCAGAAAAAAAUCACCGUACACCAACGAUGUGUGCAAAAAUCCCAGUGGGAUGCAAGUCAAACAACCAACAACAACCACAAGACAACUUAGAUUAAGGCCAUCAGUCUAACUCUGUACUACAACAACACAAACAUGGCUAAACCAAUAUACUUUUCGAAAUCACCAAAAUAAAGCCAUGAAAGCAAUGAAACAGUGAUCAUAGGAACUGUGAUGGAAUUUUCACAAUAAAUGGCAUAAACAACAUGUAACCCAUCAUGGGACCUCCUUUGCCAGUACCAAAAUAUACUAAUAGGGGUUUUUCCCCUUUUUUUCUGGCAACAAAACUGACACCUUUUGCAAGGAAUAAUGCUUACAUUAUCCACAAUACUUGCAGUUAAAUGCAAACACAAAACAAUACUCUGAUAAUUUAUGCAUUGUCUUUGAAACUGAUUGGUCCACACCAGAGACAGCUUUCUUUGGAGCCUAGUCUCAUAUGGUGUUCGACAAUGCAUAAAUUAUCAGAGUAUUGUUUUGUGUUUG